Molecule: messenger RNA, 594 nt
Organism: Phycomyces blakesleeanus NRRL 1555(-)
Lineage: Eukaryota; Fungi; Mucoromycota; Mucoromycetes; Mucorales; Phycomycetaceae
Exons: 2
Coding region: 1-594 (197 amino acids)
Source: RefSeq, a predicted model, not a curated record
AUGCACAGUCUGGGUCCUUCCAAGCAACAGACCUAUUGGUCUCGUAGACCAGAAGCAACUUUUAGAAUGGAUGUCUAUGAAGAUAAGCCCCCGCUGUCGUCGUCCUCAUCGUCGUUGCUGCCACAUGCCCCACUCUUCUCUCACCCGACUGUCCGUCCCAACGUGCCACAAACAGCGCAUGUGUUCAGACAGACAGCCUAUUCCUCCGUUGGCUGUGAGAAAGAAUCCAUUCAGAUCCAAGAUCCAGAUUGGGUUCCAUCUUCAAAAAGACUGGAUAAUGGUGAUGUUUGUGUAGACUACAAAGGAACAAGUUAUCGGUCUAUUGUCCACUUGCCAUACUACAGCCAGCUCCACCCUCGUGAGGUCUUGCUAGUCUCUUCACUGUGCAUGAACCCCAAACAAUACCUCAGCUCAAAAAAGGAUAUCAUCAUGGCUGCUGCUGAAUCAUACAAGGAGCGCCUUCCAUUCAGGGUCAACCAAGUCCAGACACUGUGUCACCUUGAUGAUGCCAAGGCCAGUUUUCUUUAUCAUGUCUUUUGGAACUUGGGCUGGCUCGAACCUAAAGACAAGUCUAGAGUAGAGCCAACGAAAUAA